Messenger RNA from Cyanidioschyzon merolae strain 10D, 1119 nucleotides. RefSeq names its product probable molybdopterin synthase Cnx2. Lineage: Eukaryota; Rhodophyta; Bangiophyceae; Cyanidiales; Cyanidiaceae. Bases 1 to 1119 code for a protein of 372 amino acids. The record is from RefSeq and is a predicted model, not a curated record. Gene Ontology annotation, biological process: Mo-molybdopterin cofactor biosynthetic process. The transcript has a single exon. Gene Ontology annotation, molecular function: cyclic pyranopterin monophosphate synthase activity; 4 iron, 4 sulfur cluster binding; metal ion binding.
AUGUCACUUGUCAUGCGACCUAUAACGGACUCAUUCGGCCGCGUUCACAACUACCUGCGAUUAUCACUGACAGAGAGAUGCAAUCUUCGCUGUCAGUACUGUAUGCCAGCAACGGGUGUGCCGAACCUGGCACCUUCGGCGGAGUGUCUUACCGCUUCAGAGAUAGCAGCUCUUGCGGAGCACCUGGUCCGGCAACGAGGGAUACGCAAGCUGCGGCUGACCGGUGGCGAGCCGCUCGUCCGCAAGGACGUAGAGCAGGUGUUGGACGCACUCGCACCGCUGAGUGCAGCAUCUUCGACGAAUGCUGCCGUGGGAACUGGUUCGGGCGGCAGUCCUGUGGUAGCGCUCUCUAUGACGACGAAUGCGGUGCUGCUGGAGCGACACCUGCCGACUCUGCAGCGUUGUGGCAUGCGCUCAGUAAACAUAUCGCUCGAUACACUGCGGCCAGAGCGGUUCACAAUUUUAACUCGUCGGUCUGGAGAAAUUUUUCUCCCACGAGUCCUACGAGCUAUCCGCCGAGCCGUUCAGGCGGGACUAGACGUCAAGGUGAACUGCGUUGUCAUGCGAGGUAUCAAUGAUGACGAGUUACUGGAUUUCUGCGAAUACUUUGCGAGUAUGGAAACCGUUUUGCGUCCCGGACGGCUACAGGCGGUGCGCUUUAUUGAGUUCAUGCCCUUUAGCGGCAACGGCUGGGAAUCAAACCGCUUCGUCCCCUACGCCGAAAUGCUCCAACGUCUCCGCGGUCGAUUCGAGCCCGAAUCCCGGGAACAGGUGCAGCGCUCGCUCGAUCCCCAUGAUACGACGAAAUACUGGGCUUAUCGAGGUGACGGCGACUCCGCGCUCCGAGUGGGCUUCAUUACCUCAAUGAGCAAUCACUUUUGCGCGGGUUGCAAUCGUUUGCGCGUGACAGCAACGGGGCAUCUUCGAACAUGUCUCUUUGGACGAACAGAAUACGGUUUGCGGCAUCUGAUUCAGCGGGGUGACUGGCAGGAACUCGACGCAGUGAUCGAUGCUGCUGUCGCUCGCAAGGCCUUUGCACAUGGCGGUGCACGUGAUCCGCUGCGGGAUCUUCCAAGGCGAACCGAAAACGAUCGUCCCAUGACCGCCAUCGGAGGAUGA